GUAAAAUUGAUAAUCUACACAAGAUUUUUAAAGAAAUUGAAGAUGAAAAAGACCGAAAGAUUGCUGAUCAACAAAAAGAACUCCAAACCAUCGAGGGGCAAUUAACAACUUGCCAACAAGAAAAAGAUGAUUUACAAAAACAAUUGGAUAACAAAAUAACAGAAUUGGCUAAUUCUAAUUUAUCUCAAGAGCAAAAGUCGCAACAAAUAAUUACUUUGGCUUCUGAAAGUCAGAAACAAUUUACAGAAAAUUGUCUGAUUGUUGGGGAUUAUUGUGAUUAUGUUGUUCUUUUUUCUUAUAUUUCAUGUUUGGUUUAUUCGGAUGGCGUGGAGGAAAAAGGAGAAGAAAGAAAAAGCGAAGUCGGGGUGUUGUCAGCAGAAGGUUUCAAUACGCCUCUGCUAUAUGUAUUAAGAGAGGGAAGAAGAGGUGAGAAUUAUCAAUGUUAUGCUUCACUUCCAUUGAGUUUCAGCCAAAAAGGAGGAGUUGGUAAAUCCACUCUGGCUCAAGCAUUAGCGGUGGAAGCCAAAAAGCAGAAAAUUAAAGUCCUCUUGGCCGAUUGUGAUUUCCAACAAGGAACUAGUUAUGAAUGGGCUAAAAUAAAAAAAAACAUAGAAUGUCGCUUAUUUAAUCAAGUUAAAGAUAUUUGGUCUUUAAGUAAAGAUUAUGACUUGAUAGUAAUCGAUGCUCCAGCCCGCACUAGUCAAGGAACCUUGGAAAUAGCCAAAAUGGCUAAUUUACUAAUCCAACCCACCGGAGCCAGUCGAGCCGACUUA
This is a messenger RNA of Racocetra persica, 773 nucleotides long. The record is from the annotation of a GenBank genome assembly. Lineage: Eukaryota; Fungi; Glomeromycota; Glomeromycetes; Diversisporales; Gigasporaceae.